AUGUAUUUGGUCAAUACUAAAUUGCUUGAGCUAGAAGAAUUUGAUUGUGAGCUAGAUGCCACAUACUGUACACUCUCCCACCGAUGGCUCCCGGCUAAACAAGAAGUCUCGUUCCAGGAUAUCGCUCAUCUUUCAACGUGUCAGAAAGAAGGCGUGACUAAACUGAGAUCUGCCUGCCGGAUCGCGCGGUCGCUGAAAUUUGACUACAUCUGGAUUGAUACUUGUUGCAUCGACAAGUCUAGUAGUGCAGCCCUAAGCGAGGCAAUAAACUCAAUGUGGAAGUACUACGAAACGGGUCAAGUCUGUCUUGCAUACUUAGCCGGAUUUGUCAUUGGAGAUAGCGAGAGAACAUUCGAACACUCAUCAUGGUUCACAAGAAGUUGGACGUUGCAGGAACUACUAGCUCCAAUGGAGGUUAUUUUUUUCGAUGCAAAUUGGCAUGAAUUCGGGACUCGCUCCUCCUUGUCGUCAUUGAUCAGCUCCAUUACAGGCAUCUAUGAGCCAGCUCUCCAUGGAAUCGAUCCUGCGCGAUAUUCCAUUGCACAUAGAAUGUCGUGGGCAGCUGCAAGGGAGGCCACUCGGACCGAGGAUCUUGCGUACAGUUUGAUGGGCUUGUUCAACGUCAAUAUGCCUAUGCUCUAUGGAGAGGGCGCUAAAGCUUUCAGAAGGCUGCAGGAGGAGAUCAUCAAACAAUCUGACGACCAAUCAAUUUUUGUCUGGUCUAUGGCCAGCUCGACAUUCUCAUCAGGCCUGUUGGCAUCCUCACCAUCUGCUUUCGCAAAUUGUCAUUAUAUGAACUCUUCAGCGUUCGGUGCUGUCAGCCCGACCUUCUCACUGAGUUCAAGAGGUGUGGAGAUCGACCUUGGGACCAUCCCAGUAAGCCUCGAUGAAGGCAACGGCAUCUUCAAGGCUCUUCUUGAAGUUGUGCUAGUGCGUGAAGGAGCGGAAGACCUGUGCGUUGGGAUAUACCUUGGCAGUGUCAAGGGCCCGAGCAACUUUCGGCAUCGCAUCGCAUAUCGAGGUCAACAAUUAUGGAUAUGUCCGUACAGUGAGUUGAGCAGAGAAUUCUUCCGUAAGCAAAGAUAUUGCGUUCGAGGGACUGGACACGUGUUCAAGUACAGAUCUCGACGGAGAGUCUGGUUUGAGACACCCGCGGUCACUGAUAACAUGCUAGGCAAUUUGGCCCCAAAAAUUUAUUGGAACAGUCGAUGUGAGGCCUCGGACAUCUCCUCCUGCGCCAAGUCUAGCUGGUUAUCAUAUCGAGAGUCCAAUCCCAUCUGUACUGUCGACCUGACGUCUUGCAACAUAGGUGUGCAAUUUGUUCAUUUUGGAUUUGAUGAUACACUUCGACCAGUCUGCCUCAUUACCGACUCCUCGUACGUACACAUCCGUAAACAAGAUCAUCAACUUCUAAAACGGUCUAUAGCAAAUGUCGAAGGGAACCACCCUGAUAGCAAUGAUGCGGUCGUCCACGAAAGCACAAAACCGAUAGCAUGCUUCUUGCCUCGCCCUGCUGCGCUCCGAAAUGUGGAAGUCGAAUAUCUCUUUAACUUGCCAUGGAGCUCAAUGGACAUGCGCGGACUCAUACCGCAUUUGGAGCAUCGUGGCUGCUGGGCAGUGAUCGGUGAAGCAGGACAAGAUUUGCGUUUUCUAGUGGAUUCUACAAAUGUCCAGUAUGCUGACCUGGGUAAUCAUGUACAAUACAAAUUAUCCGUCAGUCUCAUCCAAACGAAGAUAGACUUUGGGUUUGCAUGGACUCUACGUGUUGACAUGCAGAACAGGCCACCAAAAAAGCAGGGCUAG
Molecule: messenger RNA, 1803 nt
Organism: Endocarpon pusillum Z07020
Lineage: Eukaryota; Fungi; Ascomycota; Eurotiomycetes; Verrucariales; Verrucariaceae
Exons: 1
Coding region: 1-1803 (600 amino acids)
Source: RefSeq, a predicted model, not a curated record